GUAUUAAUGAAGGUGUGAAAGUUGCCUGUUUAAUGUGUUGGGCUGUUAAAGUUAGCCAUGGUUUCUCUUGAAGUAUUUCAGGAGCAGUUCCAUAAGUUGAAAGAGGUUGAGGAGGGAAAGGAUCAACUCAUUGGGAAACUGUUUGCCCGCAUCAACGAGUUGGAAAGUGGUCUGACGGAGACGAAGUUACAUCUUGAGAGAGAACAGGAUACUGCGAAAUUAUACCAGUCGAAACUCUCUGAUGUUCAGGUGAAUCUUGCGAGAAUCGAAGAGAGAAUUGAUUCCAAUAGUUAUGUGUCGGUUCUCAUUGAUGGUGAUUGCAUGACGUUUUGCGAUGAUCUCAUCAAAUCCUCUCAGCAAGGAGGGCUAGAGACAGUCCAUCGCCUAAGAACAAAAGUGGGCGAUUAUCUUUCAACGGAGCUUGAGUUACCAAGCCAGAUUUCAAUCCGCAUUCGAGUGUAUGCAAAUAAGAAAGGCUUGGCAUUGGCCUACAGUAACAAUGAAAUCAUAGGUAAUGCAGAUGAUUUUGAUAUGUUUGUUCGCGGUUUCAAUAUGGGACACCCCAUGUGCGAUUUUGUGGAUGCAGGUGAUGGUAAGGAGUGUGCGGAUUCGAAGCUGAAAGAACGUUUCACGCACGAUAUGGCUGAUGUCCAAUGCCGAGCGGUUAUCUUUGGUGGUUCAGCAGAUAAUGGCUACGCGCGAAUUCUCCAGCCAUAUGUAGGAAAUGUUGCAAAGAGUAAUCGACUUGUCUUGCUUGAAGGGCCUCCAUUUGCUAAAGAAUUAGCAAUAAUGAAGGAAAAUUUCCUCGUUGCUCGCUUCCCGGGUGUGUUCAGAAACACAAAGUUAUCAGUUCGGCGAGUAUCAUUACCAACCACACCUCCUAGAAGUUCCACCCCAGAUACGCCCAGCUAUGCUACAAGAAUGCUGAGUAAUGUCGUUUCGGAUGCUGUGAGUAUGGAGGAAAGCAGCGAUUCUUCAGUGGCUAUUCCGGCACGAACUAAGUAUGCAGUACUUCACAAUCGCAAAGGACAGCGUCUCGAUGCCAUCAUUUCCCCGCCUUCAUCACUCGUUACUUUGAUGAGAAACACAAAACAUUGCAACAUGUUUCAUAUUUUUGGAGAAUGUCCGUAUAAGAAGUGUAAUUUCUUGCACGGGAUAAGGCUUGACGAAAAAGCAAUCGACGCUCGACGAUUCAUCUCACGCUUCAAACCAUGUCCCUCCAAGUUGAAUUGCGAAGAUGAAAAUUGUUUAUCGGGGCAUCAAUGUCCUGACAAGGCGUGUGCAAGAAUUGGAAAAGGCUGCAAAUUCAGCAAGGACAUGCAUAACGUUGAUAGAUCUUAAGAGGACUAUAGUGGUGGCGUGGACGUGUUGGUUCGUUAGGAUCUGGGAGAUGAGGUAAUAUACUCACUCGUGUUUUGCGUACUAGGCAGUAUUGGAGGUCUCGAGUUUGAUAUUCUUCAUAUACUCGAGUAAGGUUCAACAAAGCUUGAGAAGGGACGAUUGUGCUUUAUUCAUUCAUUGGUUUCCGCAUAAGUACAAACGAAUAGAUCGAACAAUCAAUCAAUCAAUCAAUCAAUAUCGUACUUGCCCAGGUUGUGCAGGUGCAGGUGUGUCGUGAAAGCUAAUGAG
This is a messenger RNA of Botrytis deweyae, 1629 nucleotides long. RefSeq lists its product as uncharacterized. The transcript has 5 exons. Gene Ontology annotation, molecular function: metal ion binding. Bases 58 to 1341 code for a protein of 427 amino acids. Lineage: Eukaryota; Fungi; Ascomycota; Leotiomycetes; Helotiales; Sclerotiniaceae. The record is from RefSeq and is a predicted model, not a curated record.